Molecule: messenger RNA, 1694 nt
Organism: Labrus bergylta (ballan wrasse)
Lineage: Eukaryota; Metazoa; Chordata; Actinopteri; Labriformes; Labridae
Biological process (GO): proteolysis
Molecular function (GO): serine-type endopeptidase activity
Source: RefSeq, a predicted model, not a curated record
UAUAGAAGUAAAGAAGUAGAAGUAAAAAACAUAUUGAUGUCGCCAAAAUAAAACCAGCACAAUCUCAUCCUGUAUGACAGUUAAGAAAGGAAGGAAAGGCCAUUUAAACUAUUGGCUUGUUAUCACUUGACACAUGAAAAAGGAAUGCACUCUUUAGUUCAUUUUGUUUUGUUAUAAAGUGAUAAAUGGUGAAUUCACAACAUAACAUAAUAUAUGACCUGUACUUUGGUUACCACUGUAGGAACAUUUUGAAUGUGUUAAGAUAAAGGAAUUACUUUGAGGCAAUUUCCCAGAUGAAGCCUGAGGUAUCUCGAGAAACAGGUUUGAGUAGGGAGUGGGUACUAUAAACAACGCACAAGUGUGGCUGAGGACAAAGCAAGAAGCUAUAUUAAAAAUCAGACAGUCAGUAACAGCACAGUAUGGCAGCCUCGACUGAAUGGAUACUCAUCUUGUGUAUAGUACUGACUGGACAAGGGUCAAAGGCACAGGACUGUGGAGUGGCACCUUUGAGGACAAAGAUAGUGGGUGGUGACACUACCACAGCUGGGUCAUGGCCCUGGCAGGUCAGUGUGCACUUUCAAUCGAGUGCAAAUCGAGCACACAUCUGUGGAGGGACCCUCAUCACCGACCAGUGGGUCGUCACAGCGGCUCACUGCAUCUUAUCUACCUUACCUAACGUGUGGACUCUCUACUUCGGAAGAGAAACUCAGGGUGGCCCUAAUGUUAAUGAGGUGAACCGCUCUGUGUCCCAGGUCAUUGUUAAUCCUAACUAUAACGACACUUUAUUUAACAACGACAUCGCCCUCAUGAAGCUUACCAGCCCUGUCAAUUUCACCGACUACAUCAGACCUAUCUGCCUGGCAAGUAACUCCAGCCAAUUCCACAAUUCCACCCUCUGCUGGGCCACUGGCUGGGGCAGAACGGGAAAGGAUGAGCCCCUCCAAGCCUUUGAUAAACUACAGGAGGUCCAGAUUCCUGUCGUUGGAAAUAAGCAAUGCACCUGCAACUACAAGCCAGAACCACUCGCAAACAUCACUGACAAAAUGAUUUGUGCUGGGCAGGAGAACAAAGGAGCAUGUCAGGGAGACUCUGGUGGACCUUUGCAAUGCAAACAAGGUUCAGUGUGGAUCCAGGCGGGCAUAGCUAGUUUUGGAGUGCCUUGUGCUCUGGCUAAUUUCCCUGAAGUUUAUUCCCGAGUUUCUGAAUUCCAGACAUGGAUCAUGGAUCAAGUGGCUGGGGCAAAUGUUAGCUUUGUGACCUUCACCUCCAAUGGCACUGACCCAGACAGCAGCUUUGACUGUCGCAGUUCAGACUCUGUAAAUGCAACGACAGCACCAGCCAGGGCAACAACAAGUGAAAGUGAGAUUAUAUUGGUUCUCAUGGCAACAUUCUUCCAGCUUUACAUUUGAUCUCUAUAGCAUUGUGAUGGACGUCUUCAUGAAUUGAUAUUCUGUUGGGCAAUAUUUGAAUGAUUGUACAUGAUCUAGGUGUCAAUGCACUGUAUUGCAGGCAGAGAACUAUAAUUGCUCUUAAUUCAUGACUUGCAAUUAUUUCUUAUCCUAUUUGUUAAAUUGUAUUACUAACAAACUUGAUUUAAUACAGACAUCUUGUAUGACAUACCAAUCAAUUUUAUCAUUUGGACUACAAAGCACUAAACAAUGUAACCAAUAAUAAUAAACAGAUAUAUAAUACAA